CAUCAAUGCGGUUGAUGUUCUGCCAGUGACGGUGAGGCGUCGCUGAAGGACGAGCUUCAAGCUCGUCAUGCAUGCGCCAGUAGGAAGAACAACUGAACUUAGGGACAGAGUCUAUUCACAAAGUCGAUUCACUACUCGAUGUGCUUCCUAGGUCCUGCGGCUUGCUGCCUGUGAUCCCCUGCCCGGCCGAGUUCAAGAGAAGCCAUGAAGGCCACGAUGGCCACGAUCGAGCCGAUGGAUCUUGCACCGCGCUCCUCGUCAUGGCGCUUGUAGAUUCACAUCAACGGGUUAGUCUGCUGCAUCCAAUGACCAAGUCCGAGUCUUGCCCGAUGCAACGGCGUGGCCACGGCGUCGGACUUGGCCGACAAGAACGAACUAGACGAUGAAGAGCAACUCGUGGCGGCUUGGGUCAAAGGCAUGCACGAGGCCGAGAGCUGUCGGUUGACGCAGACUACAACCAAGGCUGUGCUGCUGUGUCAUGAACUUGGUGGUCGUUCAGGAGGACGGAAGCGUUGUGCUCAAUCGCGUUCAUGUGGCAUGCGGUUCUCCAUGGACCAGAUCGAACAGGUCCUCAUCGCCCGUGACACACUAGCUACAUUUGUGUACGUGAACGCGGUCGAGACCAAGUAUCGUUGGACGCCGCCAUCAUGGCGCUCGCCAUGCCAUUUGACGACAAUACCCUGGUCGCGUUUGGCUUGGCUCUGUCCUCCCGACUCGGUCCGAACAGUCAUGGCUGAUGAGCGCCUUGUUUGCCAUUGUGGUCACUGCCGCGUGAGAGUUUGGCUUGGAAACCCCAGUGGAGAUCCCGGGCGUGUCCAGGCAAUGCUCGUCGGGAUGUUGGUGCAAACGUGCGGAGUUGCAGCCUUGAUGCUCACGCGGCGUAACUGGUAGGUGUGCAUGCCAAAGCAGAACGAUUCGGAAAUUGCAGUGCCUAGUGUAUGCUCAGCAUAUCGUGUGCCUCACCGUUCGUGCCGAGCUCAACUCCGCCGCAAAACACACGACAUGUGCCAAGAAGCUUCGCGAGUGACUCGUGGGCAAGGAUGACAUGGAGAACAUCGGUCUCGCCAUGAACAUCAAGCAACCCAUCCAGGCGAACGAAAUCGAACGCAUGUAUUAGGUUGAGAUCGCCAGCGGAUCCAACUGCAUCACAGUCGACGACAUGAUCGACACGGCCGGGGCGGUGGGCAAGACGCCGCAGCUCCUGUCCGACCGAGGUUGGGCGCUUAUUGAACAUCAUCCACGAUAUUGUCUCGUCCGACUUGAUCACGACCUGGACAGCGUUGCGAGAAAUCCAUGCAGCGAGUACACUAACAUGCAGAUGGCGCCGACAGUAUGGAAGUGAGGCAUAAGACAUCGCUCUCUCAAUGACGCAUCAACGACUGUCCGCGUCAAGAUCCUUUGACGUUUGUGACGCGGACGUCAAAGGACAC
Molecule: messenger RNA, 1430 nt
Organism: Aphanomyces invadans
Lineage: Eukaryota; Oomycota; Saprolegniomycetes; Saprolegniales; Verrucalvaceae
Exons: 3
Coding region: 418-891 (157 amino acids)
Source: RefSeq, a predicted model, not a curated record